CAUUGAUUGAAUCAAAACCAUCAAAACACGGAGGUUGAAAACGUGCAGCGAGCGAUUGUUGAAUCCUCCUCGAUUUUAAUUUUAAUAGUUUUGUAAAAUAUUUCUAUAAACAAGCAUGGGUAAAAAGCGGAAGCACAACGAAGAAGAGCAGGAUCAGACAUUUCGCGAUCUGCCUGCUAAACAUAUGAACACAAGCCAAAUCAAAUCGAACGAACGAAGACUCGUCGUCAUAUUGGAAGGAGCUCAGUUAGAAACGGUGAAGGUAGGUCAAGUUUUUGAGUUGCUAAACUGCGACGAUCAUUUGUCGAUACUGAAAAAAAAUGGGAGAGAUCCUGGAACCUGUCGACCGGAUAUUACCCACCAGUCCCUCCUGAUGCUGAUGGAUUCACCGCUGAAUCGUGCAGGGCUAUUGCAGGUUUUUGUUAAAACAGAGAAAAACGUCCUGAUAGAGAUCAAUCCACAGACAAGAAUUCCGCGGACGUUCCGGCGAUUUGCCGGAUUAAUGGUUCAACUGCUGCAUAAAUUCAGUAUAAAGGCAAACGAUUCGCCGAAAAAGUUGAUGCGUGUUAUCAAGAACCCAAUCAGCAAUCACCUUCCAGUGGGUUGCCGUAAGUUUGCCAUGUCGUUCAGCGCAUCGGAGGUAAAACACCCCCGAGAGUUGGUACCGAAGGUGGAUGAACCGAUAGCCCUGGCGGUGGGAGCCUUUGCACAUGGAGCUCUGAAUUUGGACUAUACUGAGGGGAAUUUUUCCAUUAGCAAUUAUCCGUUAUCUGCAGCGUUGGCAUGCACAAAACUGUGUUCCGCUUUCGAAGAGGUGUGGGGUGUAAUAUAGAGCAAGUGCAUAGAACA
Molecule: messenger RNA, 849 nt
Organism: Armigeres subalbatus
Lineage: Eukaryota; Metazoa; Arthropoda; Insecta; Diptera; Culicidae
Product: ribosomal RNA small subunit methyltransferase NEP1
Exons: 3
Coding region: 116-832 (238 amino acids)
Biological process (GO): rRNA base methylation
Cellular component (GO): nucleolus; small-subunit processome
Molecular function (GO): rRNA (pseudouridine) methyltransferase activity; rRNA binding
Source: RefSeq, a predicted model, not a curated record